Messenger RNA from Phytophthora infestans T30-4, 1275 nucleotides. RefSeq names its product secreted RxLR effector peptide protein, putative. The coding region runs from base 1 to 1275 and encodes 424 amino acids. The transcript has a single exon. The record is from RefSeq and is a predicted model, not a curated record. NCBI's taxonomy places the organism in Eukaryota, Oomycota, Peronosporomycetes, Peronosporales, Peronosporaceae.
AUGAUGCGUCUCUUUUCAGUCGUAUUGCUGGUUGUUGCCGCAUUUCUAGCGUGCGCCGCAGAGGAUACAACCUCGAUGAGGUUCACCCGCGGUUAUCUUGAUGAGAAAGACAGUGCUCCGGUUCAAAGGCUCUUGAGGGCCUACGACAACGGGAAUGACGAAGAGAGAGCUCCUAUUGGUAACGCCUUGAAUUCUAUUGUGACCAGUACAUCGAAGGCUGUCGACUCCGCUAAGCUGAAAGUGUUUUUGCUUAAGAAAAGUAGUGGAGUCGACGUUUUGAACAGCUUAAAGUUCGGGGACGAUGCGGCAGCUGCUUUGAAAAAUUCUAAAAUGAAGACUUUGAAUACGUACGUCACGAAGUUUAACAAGAAGAAUCCGGACAAGGCAAUCUCACUGGUCGGGACCCUCACGACCCGCUACGGAGACGAUGCUUUGGCGAGAGCGUUAGUAAAGGUUCAAACGCAGGGACAGUCUUCAGCUGAGGUGGUGACGCUGGCAAAGAAGCUGCGAGCUGAACAACUGAGUGCUUGGGUGGACGGUGGUAAAUCCGUCGAUACAGUUUUCUCUUUGCUCAAGCUUCGUGAAGACGGGCAUAUGGCGCUCACAAGUCGAAAGUUGGAAGUACUGGAUGAUUACAUUGUGAAGAUCAACAGCGAGAAAAACGGCCAGGAAACUUUGCUCAAGACCUUGACGAAGGGGUUUGGCGGUGAGAGCAAUUUGAGAAGAAUUCUUGACGGAGCACAAUACAACGCCUUUACACAUGCGAAGGCCGUCGAGCUAAAGAAGCUUAAACAAUGGCAAGGCGAAAAUCUGGAUCCAGCAAGUGUCAUGAAGCUGCUAAAUCUUGAUAACGAUGUGGGUAAGGCUUUGAAAAGCACAGAACUGAGAAGGCUUGAUGAGUAUAUCAUCAAUUUCAACCUCAAGAACGGAAACAAUCAGGCGACGCUGCUCGGGACGCUCACGAAGAAGUACGGUGACUCUGAUGUGGCAAAGGCGAUUGUGUCUGCAGUUAAGGAUGACAAUAUGCUCGCUAAACGUUUGCAGAACCAACAGCUUGAGGGCUGGUUGAAAAAGGACAUGUCCGUGGACCAAGUUUUCAACGUUCUAGAUUUUAAGAGCGCUGGUAUUGGAGCUGUUAUCAGCCGAAACGUGGACACUUUGGACAAGUACGUCAUGCUAUACAACAGAAAGACAUCAGCAGACGAAACCUUGGUAGCAUCUUGCGUUUUUAUUCUCUUCAGCUUAAGCUUAUCACUAAAUUUACCAUUUUUAUAG